AUGAAGUGUAUGGGUGCCUUGGUCGGUUCAACAUUGGUUGAUCCAUCAAAAACAUCAUGGCCAAACUUUAUGAAGAAGCUGCGGAAGUUCUUGGAGUCGAUGAUUCAGAAGUCAGGCAAAAUCAGGUCUUUGGUGCGGGAGAUCGCCGAUGUCUACUCAAAAAGUGAUGUCCUGCAGAAGUCCAAGCGCCAGCUGGAGGACGAACUCCAGAAACUUGAUGGCCAGUACGAUGUCUGCAACAAUGUGAUGGCCAAGGGUGAGGUGAAUGGAUUUGGGCCGGAGUGCUCAACGGCCUGCGCAGCGGAAGCAAAGACGAGGAAUGCGAAACGGUAUGAGAAGAAGGACGCUGAUUUGCCCGGAUCCCCACCUGUGAAAAAGGAGAAGAAAGAUAAGACAGACAAACGUGCUGGCAAUGCCGUGAAAGCAUUCAGCAAAGACAUCGGCCAAGGUGUUCUGGCCUCAAAGGGCGGGGACGGUCUGGGACAGCCACUGGUGACGGCCUGGCGGCCGGAAAUGGGCAAGGUUUGGGAGGCCUGUCGUCAUCACUCUGUCCUCCCGUCGCCCCUUCAGUCCCGGAAUGGUUGGCACAUCUACCACUUGAACUUCAAGGGAAUAAGUAAGCGUGGAUGCAAAAACAUGCGAUUGGGGGGGGACACCGUGAACACAGAGGAAGUGGACGGUGUCUCAAGCUGCAGAGCUGCAAUCAGAGCAGCGAAAGGCAUUGUGAGCGAUCUUGGAGAGGAUGUCGCGGCAAAAAGCCGUGGGCUCACAGAGUUGAGCCGUUGUCAUAUGGCAAAAGAGAAAGGGCAAUUCUUCGUGAGUUUUGGCUUUGGAACCAACUUGGCCAACAGCGAAAGGAAAAGAAGAAAGUAUUUGAGCAUGAAACUUAACUACUGCGGCUCAACGAACACAAGCAGAAUGAUUUCUGGGUGCCUGCCCAAAAUGAGCAAAGAUGAAGCCGCGCUUCAGGAUCUUCUGACUUAUACGACGGGCGAUUGCUGGCGCAUGCUUGAGCAUGGAGUUUUGGAUGCUGAUGGUCAGCGAUACCAUGCUGCCUGCAUCAAUGCAGUGGGUGACUGGAUGUGGCUUGCAAAAGCCGGUAACCUGGAAAGGUCAUUUUCAAACGUGCCCAAGAAACCUUUGGUCGCUGGCUCGCGGCCAAAGGGCAUUUGCCACCUUUGCUUGGCAGGCCGCCCUGGGUUUGACUUUGAGAAUUUGAGCUCUGAUCCCGCAUGGCUGGGUACUUUAUUCACACCCGGAGACGAGCCAUGGAAGUCUAAACCAAUUUUAUUGAGUUUGCCUCACGACCCAGCCCGGGCUGCAGGAUUCUUUGCCUACGAUGUCUGGCACGCUUUUCACCUCGGCUUAGGAAAGUCGUUUGUGGCAGCAGUGCUGGCUUGUAUUUCGGAUCGCUUUGGAGCGAGCACAGUGGAUGCUAGGUUUUUAGAGUUGACAGACUUAUAUUUACAAUUCUGUGACGAGUCUCGCGAGCCAGCAUAUAUCACUGCAAUUACCAAGGAAUCUUGCGGAUGGCCUGAUCGGAAGACCUUCCCUAAUGGCCAAUGGCAUAAAGGCCAUGGCACGACCACGUUACUUCGUUUCUUGGAAAGCUGGUUCUCCAAAAACAAUGUUGCGGAUGAUCUCAUUUUAUCCAUGUGUGCCGAAGCAGUUGUGGUUCUCAACCGCUGUUUUCACGAAAUGUACGCCAGUGACCUGUGGCUUGAAGUUUCUGCUUGCCAUCGCAUCGGUGGCAUUGGAAUGCAAUUUCUGUGUCUGUAUCAACGGCUGGCGUUGGAAGCUUUUUCUCAGUCCAAAGCCCUUUUCGCUUACCUUCCCAAGUGCCACAUCGUGCACCAUAUAAUGAUGGGUCUUGCCAAGGCUCAUGUUGCCAGCCUGAACCCUUUGACUUUCGGAGUACAGAUCGAUGAGGAUUUCAUCGGGAAGAAGAGCAGAGUAGCGCGCCGCGUGGAGAACGUUGUGACCUACCCUGGAGUGAAAGGCAACUUCCUGCGCUUUCAGCUUCAGUCCCCGAUCAAUCGCACCGGCAACACUUGGCACAUCCAGAUUGCAGCGCCCUUCUCCCUAGAGGGGCUCCGCUACGGUUGGCACAUUGACCCGGAGCCUUCCGAUGACGGUGAGCCGGUCUUUGAGCAACCUGUGCUGGAUCCCUGUGCGCGGUGCUUGUCUUCCGGAGGUGUGGAAAUUUGGAAUCGUCGUGGUGAGAAGUUCAAGUAUGCACCUCUAUCAAUUGUGCCCGACUUUCGUGCGCUGGAAUGCUUUGACUGGCAAGGUGUGACCUCACCGGGACACUCCUUGCAAGACCUGGUCAUUUACGAGGCGCAUGUGCGCAGUUUCACCAAGAACAAAGACAGUGGGGUCAAGCAGUCGCAUGCCGGGACCUUCCUUGGCUUCAUAGAAAAGAUCCCGCAUCUUCUCAACUUGGGCAUUAAUUGCGUGGAGCUUUUGCCCAUCUUUGAGUUUGACGAGUCGCAAGUGCCGUGGAAACAUCCCCAGACAGGGGAACAUCUCUGUCAGUACUGGGGCUACCAGACCUGCUCCUACAAUACACCCAUGCAGCGCUUCGCAGUUGGAUCCACUUCCAAACCCUGGGCUGCCAUUGUGGAAUUCAAGACCCUUGUCCGUGAACUCCAUCGCAAUGGCAUCGAGGUGGUCCUUGACGUGGUCUUCAACCACACCGGCGAGGGCGCUUGGGGCGUGAGCAACUGGAAUUGCCUGGCGAAGGUGGCAGUGAGUCACUACUAUUUGAUGUCCAAUGGCUACCACACGAACUACACGGGCUGCGGAAACACUUUGCACGCGAACGAUCCAAAUUGCACCGAAUGGAUCCUGGACUGCCUUCGCUAUUGGGCUUUGGACAUGCACGUGGAUGGCUUUCGCUUUGAUCUUGCGUCAUCUUUGACAAGAGGUAGUGAUGGUCAAUGCAUGCCGGAACCGCCCUUCAUCAAGCGCCUGGUGAACGAUCCAUUGCUGCAGCACAUCAAGCUGAUCGCGGAGCCAUGGGAUUGCGCCUGGCCCGAUGGUUAUCUAGUCGGACAAUUCCCCAGUGGGGGUGAACCUCGCUGGGCUGAGUGGAAUGGCAAGUUCCGAGACUGCGUGAGGGGCUUCAUCAAAGGAGACCCUGGCAUGAAAGGCCAAUUUGCCACACGUGUUUGUGGCAGCCCUGACCUUUACGAACCCGAUGGACGUGGACCUUGCCAUUCCAUCAACUUCAUCACGGCCCAUGAUGGUUUCACCUUACGUGAUUUGGUCAGCUACAACAAGAAGCACAAUCACGUGAACAACGAAGAGAGCGGCGAAGACAACAACAUUUCAUGGAAUUGUGGUGAAGAGAAUGAUGAAGGACCAACGAAGAAAAAGGGCAUCCUACAAUUGCGUGACCAGCAGAUGCGCAACAUGCUUUUGGCCUUGUUCCUCUCUGCCGGAACGCCCAUGGUGACUUCUGGGGACGAGUAUGGACGAAGUCAAGGAGGGAACAACAACUCUUGGUGUCAAGAUCAGUUGAACUGGUUUUCCUGGGCAGAGUGCGCCAAGGAGAAUGAUGGCCUAGUCCGUUUCUUUCGCUUGGCCCUGGGUCUUCGAAAGCAGCACAGUGAUUUGUUGGCACGCACCACCUUCAUGACGCAUGCAACCAUCCAGUGGAACCAUGACGACUGGGAGUCCGACUACAAUUUCGUGUCCUACAUCUUACAUCGUGGAGGUGAGGAAACCGAAGGAAGCGAAGGGGAGGAGCCGGUCUCCGAGUGCGGUGCUAAGGCAGGAAGCAGCCAGGACAGCGUGGGGGACACGAAGAAAACCUGUGCCUUACUGGUGGCAUUCAACGCAGGACAUGUGGCGCAUGAUUGCCAUCUUCCAGCGGGACGUGAGUGGUUCCGCAUCGUUGACAGCAGCUUGCCAUCUCCUGAGGACAUUUGCGCAUGUGAUGAAGAUGCCCAGGUCAUCACCGGUGAGAGCUAUGUUAUGUCUCCUUACAGCUGCAUUGUCCUCCGAAGCUUUGACAAUCUGGCAGAUGCACAGCAAUACAACAUCGCAGAAGUGUCCAAGAGCCGAUUGCAGCAGCUGCAAAGCCAGCUUCGACAAGUGUCCUCUCAGCCUUUUGAAGCACAGCUGGCGGAGGACGAAGAUCUUCAAGAGAUCAUCCCAAGCCUUCGAGGCAUUCCCGAGCCUGAGCUUAUGACAAAGCUUGCCGGCGAGGGGUACCAUCACCACCCUGUCAUUGGCGCCUAGAGCCCUUCGACCGACAGAUGGACAGAUGGGUUUGAUGCUUCACCACUUCUUGCAGAAGAAGCACUGCAAUGGGAGAGGGCGUAGUUAGUCAAAUUCGAUCUGGGGCCUAAGGUAGAUGAGUCCAGAAGCGAGCCCUUCUAUUUUGCCCAACAGUUGCUGAGAUGAAAACGCAUCCAAAUCUUUCGAAAUCGGAAAGGUGUGGCUUGGUGGAAGAACAGCCGCUUUGCCCUGGUGACAAGCCAGUGCUGAUGCAUUUGUAAUUCACAGCCCGGCUUUCAACCGACUCGUUUUUCGGUUGAACACUUGUGCGUGCCCUGCAAGAAAAAAU
Molecule: messenger RNA, 4573 nt
Organism: Cladocopium goreaui
Lineage: Eukaryota; Dinophyceae; Suessiales; Symbiodiniaceae
Source: the annotation of a GenBank genome assembly